This is a messenger RNA of Penicillium roqueforti, 1740 nucleotides long. RefSeq lists its product as uncharacterized. NCBI's taxonomy places the organism in Eukaryota, Fungi, Ascomycota, Eurotiomycetes, Eurotiales, Aspergillaceae. The record is from RefSeq and is a predicted model, not a curated record. Bases 1 to 1740 code for a protein of 579 amino acids. Gene Ontology annotation, molecular function: iron ion binding; oxidoreductase activity, acting on paired donors, with incorporation or reduction of molecular oxygen; heme binding. The transcript has 2 exons.
AUGACAUUGUCAGAGUUUGCGUUGCUCUCCAACCCUACAGCCAUCAAGGUCGUCAUUGUAGCAUGCAUUAUCACUGCUGUGUACUGGGUGCUCCGAAGGGCAUAUCCACGACCACUCUCGGGCAUCCCGUAUAACCACCAUGCGACCCAAACCAUUAUGGGAGACCUGGCCGAGCUCGGGGAGAGGCAGAAAGACAUCCAGGGAAUGCGGCCUUGGUUCCUCGAGCAGGCCCAUCGCCAUAACUCGGCCAUCACCCAGCUCUUCCUCGGACCGUUUUCGAAGCCUGCAAUCCUGCUCUCGGACUACCGCGAGGUCAAUGACAUUCUGAGUCACCGUGAUGCGGUUGAUUUCAAGCGAGGGAAGAAGGUGGAUGUAUUCAGUGGUCUCCUACCUCAUGCACACCCGGCUAUGGAAACUUUCGAUCCACGUUUCAGAGAGUCUCGUGAUCUCGUCCGAGACUUGAUGGCGCCGUCGUUUCUUAAUACCGUGAAUGCACCUCAUACCUACGUGGUGGCCUGCAACUUGCUGGAGCUAUGGCGACUCAAAUCCCGAUCCGCCAACGGACACCCCUUCGACGUCGUGAAUGACAUAGUCGAAUUUUCCUUCGACUCCAUCCUGAGUGCGGCAACUGGACUGGGCCCAGAAGGAGGAGAUAUCAAGCGGCAACUCUCAUACCUGCGCGACAUGGAAGAAGCCGGAACUGACAUCUCCCUGCCGGACAGUAUGAAUGACGAAGUGACGGUAUUCCCAUCCGCAGGGACAUCGGACAAACUGGCUGCCCUCACACUGAACGAAGAAUCUCUCUGGAAGGGCUUCUACAUGCCCUGGCCUCGUCUCUACCACGCCAUCAACAACCUGCGGCCCUCGGUCCGACAUUCAAGCCAGACGCUGAGAGGAUACAUUGAAUCCCAAAUCAAGAGGGCCAUUCCCCGAUUGACCAAGGACGGAAAGCCCGAAUGUGCUCUUGACUAUGUCAUCGCGCGCGAGAUCAAAGCCGCUGAAAAAACCGGCCGCAAGCCAGUGCUCGAUGACCCACGGAUCCGCGAUGAGAUCUGCGGAUACCUGAUAGCCGGCCACGACACAUCGACCGGGUCCCUGAUCUGGUUGAUGCGCCGACUUCUCUCCCACCCAGAGGAACAGACCAAGAUCCGGGAGAACCUGCGAGAGACAUACAGCGCGGCAUGGGCAGAGAAACGUCUGCCAACAGCGGCGGAAUUAAUCAAACACGCUCCCUACCUAGACGCCUUCUUAGAAGAGGUGCUGCGAGUGAACUGUCCCGUCGUGACGAUCAUGGUUCAGACGAGAAUGGAUACCGCCGUGUUGGGCUACGCUGUCCCCCGUGAUACCCAGGUAUUUUUGAACCUCACUGGCCCGUCGCUGAAUAUGCCGUCCGUGUCCGUCGACGAGAGCAGUCGCAGCAAGACAUCGCAGAUGCAUAAGCCGGCUCGCCAUGAUUGGGAUGACCUUGAUCCCAAGGCUUUUCUUCCUGAACGCUGGCUUAAGAGGGAUGCUGAGGGGAAGUUGGUCUUUAAUGCGGCCAGUGGUCCAACCCUUGCUUUUAGUGCAGGGAACCGAGGAUGCUGGGGGAAGCGUUUGGGACAGUUAGAAUUGAGAGUCGUUCUCACGAUUCUUAUCUGGUCGGCAAAGUUUGAUGUUCCCGAGAAGCUCGUUUCAUGGGAAACGUACGAUUCAUUGGUCACGGCGCCGAAGCAAUGUCUGAUGUCUAUGACGGAGAUUUAG